Molecule: messenger RNA, 603 nt
Organism: Penicillium vulpinum
Lineage: Eukaryota; Fungi; Ascomycota; Eurotiomycetes; Eurotiales; Aspergillaceae
Product: RNA recognition motif domain-containing protein
Exons: 6
Coding region: 1-603 (200 amino acids)
Molecular function (GO): RNA binding
Source: RefSeq, a predicted model, not a curated record
AUGUCUAAGCUCUUUGUUCAUCUAACCGUUGCUACGAUGGAAUUUAGCGGCCUUUCUUGGCAUACCAGCGAUGAUACCUUGCGCGAGGGUUUCCAGCAAUUUGGAGAGAUCCAAGAAGCUAUUGUUGUGAAGGACCGUGCGACUUUGCGGAGCCGUGGCUUCGGCUUUGUCCGCUUUGCUACGGACGCUGAGGCAGAUGCUGCUUUGAAUGCCAUGAACAACCAAGAAUUCGACGGAAGGGUCAUUCGCGUUGACAAGGCGUUUGACCGACCCCAGCGCAGCGAAGGUGGCUUCCAAGGCCGUGGUGGAUACAAUUCUCAGCCCCAAUCUUCUUAUCAGGGUGGUCAGGGUGGUCAGGGUGGUGCUGGUGGUUACGCUGGCGGAUACAAUAACAAUGGCGGGUACAACAACGCCGCUGCUGGUGGAUACAGCGGGGGCGGUUACAACCGUGGUUACAACAACAACUUUGCCCCCAGCGGUCCCGCUGGCUACGGAGCAGGUGGUCCUGGCGGUUAUGGCGGUGGCCCAAAUACCGGAUAUGGCGGUGGUGGAGGCUGGCGUGGAAACAACCAUGAGCAGGCUCCUCAGGACGGUCAGCAUUAG